Elephantulus edwardii (Cape elephant shrew) is the source of this 2355-nucleotide messenger RNA. RefSeq names its product protocadherin beta 15 (gene PCDHB15). Lineage: Eukaryota; Metazoa; Chordata; Mammalia; Macroscelidea; Macroscelididae. The record is from RefSeq and is a predicted model, not a curated record. Gene Ontology annotation, cellular component: plasma membrane. The coding region runs from base 1 to 2355 and encodes 784 amino acids. Gene Ontology annotation, biological process: homophilic cell-cell adhesion. The transcript has a single exon. Gene Ontology annotation, molecular function: calcium ion binding.
AUGGAGGCAAAGUCGGAGCAUUUCCCUAGACUGAGGCAAGUUCUGCUUCUCUUUGUUUUCCUGGUUCAUACUUGCGCGGAGAGGGGAGACUAUAUUGUGGUAGAAGAAACAGAGAGCGGUUCUUUUGUGGCCAACCUAGCAAAGGACCUAGAACUAGGGACAAGAGAGUUGUCCUUGCGGGGGGCGCGGGUCAUUUCUAAGGAUAAUAAAAACCACUUUAAGCUGGACAUUCAGACAGGAGAUUUGCAAGUAAAUGAGAAACCUGACCGGGAAGAACUGUGUGGCCCCAUUCAGCCUUGUGUGCUGCAAUUCCAAAUGUUACUAGAAGAACCUUUAGAGGUGUAUAGGUUUAACAUUUUGGUGACUGAUAUAAAUGACAAUGCCCCUGUGUUCCCAGAAGCAGAAAUGAUUUUGAAAAUUUUGGAAAGCAGUCUUCCAGGGUCUGCAUUUCCCCUGAAGAAUGCACAAGAUUUAGACAUAGGAAUCAAUGACAUUCAAAACUACACCAUCUACCCUAAUUCUCAUUUCCAUGUUCUCACUCAUAAUGGCAGCGAGGGCAGAAAAUACCCUGAGCUGGUGCUUGACAAAUCCCUGGAUCGCGAGGAGCAGCCCAGGCUCAGAUUAACGCUCAUGGCAGUAGAUGGUGGGGUUCCUCCAAAGACUGGCACUGCUCUGGUCCUCAUUGAUGUCUUAGACAUCAAUGACAAUGCACCUGAGUUUGCUCAGCCCUUCUCUCGUGUACAGAUCGCAGAAAACAGCCCACUUGGAUCCCUUAUUGUCACUGUCUCUGCCAGAGAUUUAGACACAGGAACAAAUGGUGAAAUAGUCUACUCAUUUUUUUAUGGUGAUGAAGAGAUUGCUAAAACAUUUGCAGUUAAUGAACGCACUGGAGAAAUAAAAAUAAUCAAGACUCUAGACUAUGAAAAGAUUGUUUCAUAUGAGGUAAACAUUAAGGCCUCUGAUGGGGCAGGUCUUUCUGGAAAGUGUACUGUCAUCGUAGAAGUACUGGAUAUAAACGACAAUACUCCAGAACUGAUCAUGGCUUCCGUUAUUAGUCCCAUCCCGGAAAAUUCCCCGGAGACCACAGUAGCUCUUUUCAGUAUUCAAGAUCGAGACUCUGGCGAAAAUGGAAGAAUGGUUUGUUCUAUCCAAGAAGAUGUUCCAUUCACGCUGAAACCCACCAUUGAAAACUUCUACAAGUUGGUGACAGAUGGAGCUCUGGACAGAGAAACCAGAGCUGAAUACAAUAUUACCAUAAGAGUCACCGAUUUGGGGUCCCCAAGACUCAAAACUGAACACACAAUAAUCAUACUUGUCUCCGACGUGAAUGACAACGCGCCCGCCUUCUCCCAAGCCUCCUACACCCUGUUCAUCCGCGAGAACAACAGCCCCGCCCUGCACAUGGGCACCAUCAGCGCCACAGACAGAGACUCAGGAGCCAACGCCCAGGUCACCUACUCGCUGCUGCCGCCCCACGACCCGCACCUGGCCCUGGCCUCCCUGGUGUCCAUCAACGCGGACAAUGGCCACCUGUUCGCGGUGAGGUCGCUGGACUACGAGGCCCUGCGAGCCUUCGAGUUCCGCGUGGGCGCCACGGACGCGGGCUCCCCCGCGCUGAGCAGCGAGGCGCUGGUGCGCGUGGUGGUCAUGGACGACAAUGACAAUGCGCCCUUCGUGCUGUACCCCAUGCAGAACGGCUCUGCGCCCUGCACCGAGCUGGUGCCCAGGGCGGCCGAGGCGGGCUACCUGGUCACCAAGGUGGUGGCGGUGGACAGCGACUCUGGCCAGAACGCCUGGCUGUCCUACCAGCUGCUCAAGGCCACAGAGCCCGGGCUGUUCAGCGUGUGGGCGCACAAUGGCGAGGUGCGCACGGCCAGGCUGCUGAGCGAGCGCGAGGCACCCAAGCACAGGCUCCUGGUGUUGGUCAAGGACAAUGGGGAGCCGCCCCUGUCUGUCACCGUCACGCUGCACGUGCUCCUGGUGGAUGGCUUCUCUCAGCCCUACCUGCCUCUGCCUGAGGUGGCCUCUGAGGAGCCGCACGCUGACUCCCUCACUGUCUACUUGGUCAUCGCGCUGGCCUCGGUCUCCUCGCUCUUCCUCUUCUCUGUGCUCAUGUUUGUCGCUAUGAAGUUGUGCAGGAGGAAUAGAACAGUAUUUGAGGGUCGCUAUUCAUUGCCUGAGGGUCACUUUCCAGGCCACUUGGUGGACAUCAGUGGCACUGGGACCCUGUCCCAAAACUACCAGUAUGAAGUCUAUCUGGCAGGAAGUUCUGCAACAAGCGAGUUCAAGUUCCAGAGGGCUUUAAAUGAUAUGGAAGGAAAUGCCAACUUGGGAAAUGAUUUUGGAUUCAAUUAA